AUGUUGUCAGAACAACCAAAUCCCCCUCUCGGCGGGAUUUCACUUACUGGGCAUGAUGGAAAAUCUAGAAGAAAUUGGAUUAGAAGGAUGAUGGCUGAAGAAAAUUAUAUUAAUUCAAUUAAUUAUGAAGAGUUUGAGAAUCCUAGAUCUCUUACCACUGGAAGUUCAAGCGUUAUUCAGAAAGCUUGGUGGACGACUAAGAAUAGGGUCGUAGUCUUAAAACAAAUUUUGCCUGAAGAACCAAGAAUAGAAGAAUCUGAACAUGAAGAGCUUGUUAAAGAGAUUAAAGCAUUUCAUUCUGUAAAUAAUAAUAUAAAUGAUACAGAUCACAAAUAUAUCAUUGAGUUUUUGGGCAUAUCAAGUCCUUUAUUAAUAUAUUAUGAUACUUAUAACCUUUCGUUAUAUUUAGCACUUUCUAAUGAGGAAAAGUUUUUCCUAGUAUUGGAAUACGCAGAUAUAGGUGACUUACACAAUUAUUUAAUUCAAAACUGCUUAGAGUGGGAUCAAAAAGUUGAGAUUGUACGACAUAUAAUAUGUGGUCUUCGUUUCCUACACAAAAAUGAAAUUUUGCACCGUGAUUUACACACGGGAAAUGUGGUUAUUAAGAGCGAUAGUAGUAACAAAUUUGGUAUUAGAGCGGUUAUUACUGAUUUUGGGCUUUCCAGAGUCGUUUCGCGCAAUAGUAUAUCAAAUCAACGUGUAAAAGCACGUUUUCAUUUCAUGGAUCCCAUUAUAUUCAUUGAAUUUCAAAAAAGGUUUGGGGAAAUUUAUGAUUAUCCUUCUGAUAUAUAUAGUCUUGGAGUGAUAAUGUGGGAUAUUUCAAGUAAUGGCCAAGGAAUAUCGAAAGCAAAUUUGCGUGCAGAUUUAGUGAAAAUUUUAUUUGGCAAACGUGAAAAACCAGUGGCUGGAUCCACUCUCUCAUACGUAAAGCUCUAUGAGAAAUGUUGGGAUGAUAAUCCAAGCAAGCGGCCUGACAUUAAUCGUGUUUACGAAUUGAUACAUGAAGAUGAUAUUUUAUUGGGUGAAAAAAUUCCUGCUGAAUUAGACCCUAAUCAGAAUGAUUAUAAUGCAUCAGAUAACAGAACGGUUGGUCGUUAUUUAUUGAGUGUUAUUGAACAAUUUUACGAUGAACAUCCAGUAUGUUAUCUUCUUAAUGGUUUAUUGCGCCGCAUGUGUCCCUGUAUAUCUGACAAAUUAUUGGAUUUCGCAAAUAAGAAACUUCCGAAACAAUUGGCUAGAAUCUUCAGUGAUCUUAAAUAG
This is a messenger RNA of Racocetra persica, 1260 nucleotides long. The record is from the annotation of a GenBank genome assembly. NCBI's taxonomy places the organism in Eukaryota, Fungi, Glomeromycota, Glomeromycetes, Diversisporales, Gigasporaceae.